AUGCCACAACAACCCAUGAAUCAAGCUUCCUCCUCACAGCAACCCAUGCCACAAGUUCAACAAGAAAAGCCCAAUGAAUUGCAAGCAGCUAUGUUGACACAAGCCAUCACUUCGAGAAGUGGUAAGAAAGUUGAACAAUCUGUGCCUAAAUCAUCUGUUGAGAAGAACGAGGAGUUGGGUGAGAAAUCUGGUUCUGAGAGAGAGAAGUUUUCUAUGGUCUUAGAGGUGUUCAAAAAGUUACACAUUAACAUCCCAUUCACUGAAGCUUUUGAACAGAUGCCCAGCUAUGUAAAGUUCAUGAAGGAGAUUCUGUCCAAAAAGAGAAAAAUGGAGGAUUACGAGACUGUAGCUUUGACAGAGGAAUGUAGUGCUAUUCUACAAAGGAAGCUUGCUCAGAAACUGAGAGAUCUAGAAAGCUUCACUAUUCCUUGCACUAUCGAGAGUGUUGAAUGCAAGCAUGCUUUGUGUGAUUUAGGGGCAAGUAUUAAUUUGAUGCUUGUAACGUCCUGA
Humulus lupulus (European hop) is the source of this 510-nucleotide messenger RNA. RefSeq lists its product as uncharacterized. The transcript is spliced from 3 exons. The coding region runs from base 1 to 510 and encodes 169 amino acids. The record is from RefSeq and is a predicted model, not a curated record. NCBI's taxonomy places the organism in Eukaryota, Viridiplantae, Streptophyta, Magnoliopsida, Rosales, Cannabaceae.